Carassius gibelio (silver crucian carp) is the source of this 1247-nucleotide messenger RNA. RefSeq lists its product as uncharacterized. Gene Ontology annotation, biological process: cytokine production; positive regulation of mast cell activation; positive regulation of T cell receptor signaling pathway. The transcript is spliced from 5 exons. NCBI's taxonomy places the organism in Eukaryota, Metazoa, Chordata, Actinopteri, Cypriniformes, Cyprinidae. Bases 167 to 946 code for a protein of 259 amino acids. The record is from RefSeq and is a predicted model, not a curated record. Gene Ontology annotation, cellular component: external side of plasma membrane.
AGAUAGACGAAGAGGAAAAUGUCUCAUUCAGAUUAGUUGAUGGUAAGACUGAUAUGCAGAGAGGUCUAACGCUAACUCAGUACAACAAAACCAGAAAAAAAAAAAAAAAAAACACGGCCAGGAAACAAGCGGAAGAGAAAGCCUAUGUUGGUUUAGCUCGACAACCAUGAGCAGCGACUUUCUUUGUGCUCUUCUCAUCAUCACCUUCCUGGAAUCAGGCAAAUCAAAGAGUGGUGUAUCUAUCAGUCACAGUCGAGAUGGAUAUGGCCAGAACAUUACUUGUCUCCUCUCAGGGGAUGAAAAUAUGACACAAAUCAAUUGGGAGAUGCUAAGAGGCCCGAAUCGCACCAAAUUGGGCAUGUAUCACCCACAUUUUGGAAUUUACAUAAUGCAAAAGUAUAAACCUAAAGUGAAGAUCCAGAACAAACAGACUCCUCAUCCAUCAUCAUCCCUUCUCAUUAAAGUAGCAUCAAAUGAGAGUGUGCAAAUCUGUUGUGCGUUCAUUACAUUUCCUUCGGGUAAACUUGAGCAGUGCACUGAUAUCAGUAAGAAAGAUGUCAGUAUCAACAAGCCUAUGAUAAAAGAUUUUACAUAUGUGGAACCAGAACCAAUGCUGGGAAUAUUUGGACGUUUGGGUGCAAUGAUCAUGGGAACCAUUCUUUCCCUUUUUAUCCUGACCAUCCUAUUCUACUUAUGCAGAAAAAACAGCUGUAGAAGGAGGAAGUCCUUUGAAAUAGGAACAUACUUGGCAGACGUACCGGCUGAGACAUUUGCUGAAGAAUCAGUUGAUGUACCAACUUCUCAAAGUUCUCCAGAUGGCUUUGACCCCUCAAAACUUUAUGCCAAGAUCAAAAAAGACCUUUUCUAUGGCCGGCUGUGGAAGUCUUACCAAGGCCAACCCAAAUCAUGCACACAAGGUACCAUGACUGAUCAAGGACAUGUUUAACAAAUGUUAGGACAGAGUCCCUUAUAAAUGCUAAAUGUGGAGGGCAGCCCUUUGAGGCCAGUUACAACAGAAUGAGUGCAUUUCAAUAGUUUAUACUUUCCAGUCUUUCCAGCACGCCUGAGAGGAAUCUUGUCAUUUUUGUGUAAUGUAAAAUAGCUUAAAGCAGAUUGCAAUACUUUAUGUAAAGAAAAGAGUGAAUUAUUAAUAUUAAAAGAAAUGCAUUCGUAUUUCAAUCGUUUUCAAGUUAAGAUAAAUGUUUGCAACACUGAAUAAACUUAUAAAUAAACUUUUUAUGUGAAAA